CCGCGCGCUAAAGUUGUCCACUUCAACUGCUCCCAACCCCUUAGCAGACUUUGUCAUCCAAAACUAUCAGAGCUUUUAAGAAAACACUGCAAAGAAUUAAGUAACCUUUGUUCACUCGAGAGCAUUUGGAGAACCCCCUCCUUGGCGCGCGCUGCAUCUUGUUCCUAGUUGUUUCACGCAUGCCCCCCUCCGCACGAGAAGACAGAAGUAUUUCUCUUUUUGUAUUUUUCCCCCCAAUUUUUUAUGAGGUCUCACAUCUCCGCAAAGGUGUGGUUGGAUAACAUUUUUUAUGUUCCCCUUUUUAAAAAAAGAAGGACUCCAGAACAAUUUUAGUCAAGGAAACAUUCACCAAGUCUGGACUUGCUUGAGCAGAUUAAACACCAGCCGUAUUGUGCCUCGUCAGAUAUUAAAAGUAGAAUGUCAUCUUUACCGGGAACAGUACCACGAAUGAUGCGACCGGCUCCUGGACAAAACUAUCACCGCACUGGAUUUCCCCUGGAAGUUUCAACUCCUCUGGGUCAAGGUCGGGUGAAUCAACUUGGCGGAGUAUUCAUCAAUGGCAGACCUUUGCCAAAUCAUAUCCGCCACAAAAUAGUUGAGAUGGCUCACCACGGCAUCCGUCCCUGCGUGAUCUCCCGACAGCUUCGCGUUUCCCACGGUUGUGUGUCCAAAAUCCUUUGCCGGUAUCAAGAAACUGGCUCGAUCCGUCCUGGAGCAAUAGGAGGAAGUAAACCUAGACAGGUGGCAACACCCGACGUGGAAAAGCGAAUAGAGGAAUAUAAGCGCGAAAAUCCUGGUAUGUUCAGUUGGGAGAUUCGGGACAAACUUUUGAAAGACGGUGUGUGUGACAGAAGUACAGUUCCCUCAGGUGAGCCCUCAACUGUAAGUUCUAUUAGUCGGGUUCUCCGCGCGCGGUUUGGCAAGAAAGACGACGAGGACGAUUGCGACAAAAAAGAUGACAGUGGGGAGAAAAAAACUAAACACAGCAUUGACGGCAUACUGGGAGACAAAGGUCGAAUUGAUGACGGCUCCGAUGUGGAGUCUGAACCAGACCUGCCCCUGAAGAGAAAGCAGAGGCGCAGUCGGACCACCUUCACAGCUGAACAGCUAGAGGAGCUGGAGAAGGCCUUUGAGAGGACACACUACCCAGAUAUCUACACCAGAGAGGAGCUGGCCCAGAGAACUAAGCUUACUGAGGCCAGAGUACAGGUAUGGUUCAGCAAUCGACGAGCCAGGUGGCGUAAACAAGCUGGAGCUAAUCAACUGGCCGCAUUUAACCACCUGUUACCUGGUGGGUUCCCACCCACAGGGAUGCCCACUCUAUCAACAUAUCAGCUUCCUGAGUCCACCUACCCAUCAACAACAUUACAACAAGAUGGCUGUGGCACAGUGCACCGGCCACAGCCCUUGCCCCCUUCUACAAUGCAUCAGGGAGGGCUCUCCAGUGACAGCAGCUCUGCCUAUGGCCUCUCAUCCAAUCGCCACAGUUUCACCAGCUACACUGACACCUUUAUGAGCCAAUCAGCAACCAGCAAUCACAUGAAUCCCGUGAGCAAUGGGCUCUCUCCACAGGUGAUGAGCAUCCUUAGCAACCCCAGUGCUGUGGCCUCUCAACCCCAGCAUGAGUUCUCCAUUUCCCCCCUGCACAGCAGCCUGGAUGUCUCCAACCCCAUCUCAGCCAGCUGCAGCCAGCGCUCCGAGCCUAUCAAGACUGCCGACAGCCUCCCCUCCUCCCAGUCCUACUGCCACCCUACGUACAGCACCACCAGCUACAGUGUGGACCCUGUCACUGCAGGAUACCAAUACAGUCAAUACGGCCAGACUGCGGUGGAUUACCUGGCCAAGAAUGUGAGCUUGUCCACACAGAGAAGGAUGAAGCUGGGAGAUCACUCAGCUGUGCUCGGACUGCUGCAGGUGGAGACGGGACAGGCCUAUUGAUGGAGCUCUAACUGAACAUCCACUCAUUUGUUUCACCAGCAUCCCUCCAUCUUUCUGCAGUGCCCACUUAUGGCCGAUCUGACUGAGAGUGUACACGACCAAGAGAAAUCACAGGCAGUCUUAGACUCUUUACCUAUGACAGCAUGAAUACAAAAGCCAUUCCACAAAAAAAUUGACAUUGUUGUGCCCCAUCUCCUUCCUCAUCCAGAUCCUUUCACUCUUUCACAACAAAGAGACCCUUUCAGGGCUUCAUAAAGCCAGGGAACAUGAGCAUCGAUUGUCUGAGUACAAAUCACGAAAGCCCUGCCCAACAGCAUCCAAUGAUACCACACAUAGGCAACAUUUGUAGCCACUUGACCAUUCCAAACUAUUUGGACCAUGUUGUUUAUAGGACUGAAAAUUAUGGUAUUAUAAUUAUAUAUGUUAUUAUAAAUGUGGUUGUUCCUAUUGCUGUUGCAUUUACUAUUGUAAUUACUCUUUGUUUACAUGUUACAUUUUUAUUUUUUCUCAUGUUUAGUUUAUGUUUCUAUCUUAACCACAUGGCCUUGCUUUGUAACAUUUUUGAUGGAGAUACAGUACAUGGAAAGACACUAAUAGCUUUGCAGGCUCUUUGCAUAGCUGCAGUGCAUGUGAUUUGCUCAUUUUAGAAGCUUGAUAUUCCAAAAGAUCUGGGCUAGUCAGUGGGGCUUCUGGAUUGGUGGAAUAUGAGAAUGACCAAUGAAGGCUCAAAUCUCAGCCAUUAUCCUCACUUUUUUCUGAUGUGUAAGCCCCUGGAAAUCAUAAUGGCAAUUUAGAAUAACAUGUUAUAGAUUGGUCAGGGCAACAGCCUGCGAACUGCCCUAAGCAUUCAAGGGUAAAUUAUCAGUGUUAUUUAUGAUCAUUCUGUCUUAAAAAAAAAAAAAAAAGCAUACAUUAUUCUAGUAUGAUGACCAAAUCACAAAAAUAUGUCCUAUCUAUUCUAGUAUGAAUGCACACAGACUAAUUGUCCUCUGUUGUCACUAUAAUUACCAUUAAUCUCUCUAAUUAAAUUAAAUUGUCAAGAGCCCUUAAGGGAAGCCAUUUCAACAUUUUAUGGAAUUCUAAGGCUUUUUAUAUACUUUCCCUUAUGCUUCUUGGCUAUUCAUGUCAAGUGUUGUCAAAGUAUUGAAAUGCAAUGACAUAAAAAAACAAAAAAACAACUGUGAAAAGCAAUCUGCAAACACACAUUUCAGCUUAUAGAGAUGAUGUUCUUAAAUGGUAGCACUUCUUAUUGAUGGGGAUCUUUAUUUGUCUCUGUGGUCAAUGUACUCUAGUGAAUUGAACUGUAGAAUGGGGAUCAAAUGUUUUUUAGGACAUACAGUUCGUAGAGAGAAAUGAAAUCAUGGGACUUUUUGAAGUCUUAAUGUAUUUCCUAUUGUUACAUUUAAAUUAAUUAUGUUUUGAGGAAAAGCAGCACAGCCAUUUUGACCACAUUUUGAGAUAUAUAUGACCACAUUUAUAGCUUUUUGUGUUUACAAGUUGUUUGCAACCAUUGCUGCGUUUUCUUAACCUAAGAGGUGAUGAUUGACAAUUUAUGUGACAAAGAUGAACUGUCACUGGAGGUGCCCUAAGAUGCCAUAUAGUCAGGACAAUUACUGAAAAAAAAAAAAAAACACAUGACCAUGUGCCAACUUAAGACUGAGGACAUUUCCAUUUUAACACUUAAAACAUUUUGUAGUAAAUAAAAAAGACAAAAAAGAAAAGUGAAAAAAUUUCUUUUUAGUGUAUAGCACUCAUUUCUAAUGCAAGCAUUAAUCCACCUUUGGGAUAUUUAAAGCACUCGGUGAUACACCUUUUCCAAAUAUCUUUCCAACCUCAGUCGCUCUUUAUUCUUUCAUUGUUUACCUUUUUUUGCAUAUAUGUAAUUUCUUUUGAUAUAUUUCUGUUUCAGCAUGUGUGUAUAUUAUCAUGGCAUAAUUUAUUCAGCUGUAUGAAAUACUAGCAUAGUGGGAAUUUGUCUCGGCAUUUACUACCUUCAGCCUGUUGGUGUCUUUACUGUAGCACUGGCAUAUCUGUUAUGGAUUAAAGCUUAAA
Messenger RNA from Myxocyprinus asiaticus (Chinese sucker), 3990 nucleotides. Its product is annotated as paired box protein Pax-7-like. The record is from RefSeq and is a predicted model, not a curated record. Gene Ontology annotation, biological process: anatomical structure development; regulation of transcription by RNA polymerase II. The transcript has 9 exons. Gene Ontology annotation, molecular function: DNA-binding transcription factor activity, RNA polymerase II-specific; RNA polymerase II cis-regulatory region sequence-specific DNA binding. Lineage: Eukaryota; Metazoa; Chordata; Actinopteri; Cypriniformes; Catostomidae. The coding region runs from base 418 to 1938 and encodes 506 amino acids.